AUGAAGCAAGUGUCUCAUGCCGAGGCACUCGUGGCGGCAUUGGUAGAGAGAGAAAAGGAGGAUGACAAGGAAUUGGAACAAUUACUGAUUUCCCAAUUGUCGCAUUCCGAUGGUAUUCGAGGUUUUUUUGUCACGUACUUGACGGGCGAAACGUCUCCUGCCGAUAACCCCACAGUCCCAAUUCCGCUCCAAAAGGCCAUGUCACAAGUCAGUCCGGAAGAAUUGGUCCCUCUGGCCUGCAUGAACGUAGUCAUGCCAACGGGAACGAUGAGCAUGCAUCAAGAUCCGACUCUGUCAGAGCAAUCCAAAAAGACAUCCGUACGAGGGUCACGGAUUCUAGCGUCGCUACUGAAUGGGGGUAGUCCAAGAGUGAAGGACAACUGCCAAGCUAUACUGGCAGUAGCCACUGACAAGGAUGAAUCAGAGGCGGACCCAGAGUUGAUCAAGUACUGGACAGCUUUCUUCGAGAAAUGGGGCUACAAGGAACCUCAGAGGAAAGACAUUGCACUGGCCAUCACCGAAAUCUUGGAGGAGUGA
Molecule: messenger RNA, 537 nt
Organism: Seminavis robusta
Lineage: Eukaryota; Bacillariophyta; Bacillariophyceae; Naviculales; Naviculaceae
Source: the annotation of a GenBank genome assembly